Molecule: messenger RNA, 735 nt
Organism: Macroventuria anomochaeta
Lineage: Eukaryota; Fungi; Ascomycota; Dothideomycetes; Pleosporales; Didymellaceae
Exons: 1
Source: RefSeq, a predicted model, not a curated record
CGUGUGCAGCAGAUGCUAGAAUGGCUAUGGGACGUUGCCGCAAGCCCAAUUCUAGAUGCCUUGGGCCUCAAACAGACUCCCUCCAACGACAACUGGCCCCAUAUUUGGUGGAUCCCUACGGGACAGCUCAGCCAGCUGCCCUUCCAUGCCGCUGGUCGGCACUCCAAAUCUUCAACCGACACUGUACUAGACAGAGCAAUGUCAUCCUAUAGCUCGUCUAUCAAGGCUUUGGUUUGCGGACGACGAAACCAGGGCCAAAAUACUGGACAACAAACGUCACAGGACGCCGUACUUGUCACUGUACCAGGGUCAGGUCUUUGUUUUGCUGGUCGUGAAGUGGGGAUGCUAGAAGACAUGCGUCCAAGUCUGAACCUAAAGCCCACAAAUCCUGCUCCAAAACGGGAAGAGAUCCUUGCCCAUCUACGUACAAACAAGAUCUUUCAUUUCGCUGGUCACGGAUACUCGAAUCCCCUUGAACCUUCGGAGAGCUGUCUGGUUCUGAGCAAAGACGAAGUUCCCAUCACAGUGGCUGAUCUUCGCGACUGCAGGCUCCAAGAGAGCUCCCCGUUUCUUGCUUAUCUGUCCGCCUGCUCGACCAAGGUGAAUCAAGCAGAAAGACUUGUGGAUGAAGAAAUCCAUCUUGUCAGUGCCUGCCAACUCGCUGGUUUCCGCCAUGUUGUGGGAACGCUUAGGGAAGUAUUGGACAAGCACUGUGUCGAUGUAGCGAGAGUCUAG